This is a messenger RNA of Rotaria sp. Silwood2, 1476 nucleotides long. The record is from the annotation of a GenBank genome assembly. Lineage: Eukaryota; Metazoa; Rotifera; Eurotatoria; Philodinida; Philodinidae.
AUGUCGAAAUUUCCAAAUGAAAAGACAUUACUACUAAUUUCCGGUGCUUUAUGUCAAACUGUCGUGCCACGUAUUCACAACAUGACUCAACCCUAUUCAAUUUAUGUAUUUUGUCGAAAAAAAGAAAAGUAUGAAGAAUGGGCGAAAAACUGGUCCAAAGUGAAAGGUAUUUUCACAGAAAUUACUCCAAUUUGUGACUCAAUUCGACAAUCUGCUCGACAAUGUGAUGAAGAUUCAGUUAUGAUUAGUGCUGUAUCGUCAUUGAAUCAAAUCGAACUAUCAUUUAUGUAUGCACAACUCUUCAAAGAAACAAUUAUUGUAAUCGAUUUCGAUCAAAAGAAAGAAAUCAAUGGCUUAGCCGAUUACUCCCGUAAGAAGUAUGCUGGCAAUGACGAACACUUGGUGGUGAUUGACGAAUUCGUUCAAAACUACCAACGUAAUCUGAACGAAGACAAUAAGCCAAUUUGGUGGUAUACUCGUGAAUGUUUUACAUAUCACAUGCUCAACAAAGCCCUUGGCAUUCUACAAAUUGAGACCCUGCUUAAAAUGGGCAUCUUUAUUCAAGAUCUUCAUCGAAACAUCCAGAAACUUCAUUCGAAACAGUCGAUUGAUAUGUCCGAUGGACCGAAAACAAUAACAGUCUACUGGGGUAAAACGAUGACAAAGCAAGAUUUUGACAAUAAAAUAAAACAAGGUGGACUUAUGUCAUUCAAUAAUUUCUUAUCCACAAGUGACUACCGAAAUGCAGCCAUUCGACUUAUUGAGGAAGGGCUCAAAUCCAAUAACAAGAACAAAAUCGGUGUACUGUUCACGAUGACAAUUAAUCGAUCGGUUUCAUCGGCUCCGUUUGCUGGCAUCGACGAAAUUAGUUAUUUCCAGACAGAAAAUGAAAUUCUCUUUUCAACGCUUACGGUUUUUCGCAUUCAGCGUAUCAAAGAAAUAGAAGAUAGCGAAAUGACCUUUUGGCAAGUGAAACUUACACUCACCAAUGAUAACGACGACAAACAACUUAAUGUUCUUAUCCAAGGAAUGCGAGAGGAGCUCCCUGGAACAAGAUGGCAACGAAUGGGUUUCUUGUUAUGGAAACUGGGUGAAAAUGACAAGGCUGAACAAGUUUACAUGAUGCUACUCCAGCAGGCAUCCAACGAGAGCGAUACAUCUUACUCUUACAACGAGCUUGGAGUGAUCAAGGGCAGCCAAGGAGACUACAAAAAAGCAAUCGAAUUUUAUGAAAAAUCACUUGAUAUUAAGAAAAAUCUCUCCCUUCAAAUCAUCCCUACUUGGCUAUUUUCUACAAUAACAUCGGUUCGGCAUAUGAUCAAAUAGACGAGUACGCAAAAGUACUUUCAUUUUUCGAAAAAGUAGUUGAUAUAUUCAAAAAAAAACAUUUCCUCCGAAUCAUUCCGACUUGGCAACUUACUACAACAACACUGGAUCAGUGUAUGAUAACAUGGGCGAGUACACGAAAGCUUUUUC